This is a messenger RNA of Fimicolochytrium jonesii, 1092 nucleotides long. RefSeq lists its product as uncharacterized. Lineage: Eukaryota; Fungi; Chytridiomycota; Chytridiomycetes; Spizellomycetales; Powellomycetaceae. The coding region runs from base 47 to 1030 and encodes 327 amino acids. The transcript has 3 exons. The record is from RefSeq and is a predicted model, not a curated record.
UUUGUGUUUUUCUUUAUGACUGCGUGAGUGUGGGUGGGGCCUCAGAAUGUGCAUUUUUUUUUUGGCGGGGACGAACGGAAAUAUCGCUGAUGGAUUCGCUUUCCGCAGCGUUUAUUACCUGGUCUUCUCGUUCUCUGGAUCGUACAAAUUCGGUGUACUGGUCCUCUUCAAACUCGCCGCGACGGUGUUUGGAGGAAUCACGGUCAGGAUCGUGCAUAAAGUGGUUGCUAUGAAUGGGCAUGGAGAUGCGCUGCGGACGGCGGCGGCCAUGAAGUUCUUCAUCGAAGUAUCGUACGAAAUCUACGUCUUCUUCACCAUCCACGACCUGCACGGGUGGCCGCUGUUCUCGGCCUACCUCCUCAUGGAGAUGGCGAUCCUCACCUUCGAGUGCUGGCACGACGAAGAGUCGGCGCUGGACGCCUGGCUCAAGUACCCAUCGAUGUGGCUGCAGCGUCUCAAAAACGCAAACUCGCCACCCGCGGAACCGACGCCGUUGCCGCCAAAGGCGAAGGACCACCACGUCUCGCAUCACUCUGCGAACCAUGAGGGGGAACAUCAUGCGCAUAAUUUGGUGGAUAUGGAUGCGGUGGCUGCGAGUAAUGCGAUGUUGCAUGUGGAGGGGAGGAAGCAUUUUAAUGCGAGGGUUUUGCAUUAUUGUGUUGCUGUGCAGGCUCGUAUCUACGGGGCCAUCGCAACGACCGUCCUCCUCCCCACGUGGUACUACGGGCCCAACCGCGACUGGUACAUCUUCGAGUUCUCGUCGCUCGACCUGUGGAACUCUCUCGGGCUCGUAUGGCUUUCGGUCGGGGUGACGUUAGUGCACGUGCUGCUGACACGGCAUUUCGUCUGGAAGGCGUUCAAGAUCGACCUUGUGGUUGCGUGGGUUGGGUACGCAGACACGUUCUCGGAUUACUUCUGGGCCGCGUACACCACGGCGCCUGUGUUUCCGGCGGUGCAGUUAGGCAGACAGUGGGGGAUGGUGUGGUUCUUUCGGAGGAUUAGUGGGUUGGGUGUGCCCAAUAUUCCAUGAGGAGGACCGUCCUGAUUUUCAUUAGACUAGCAAUAACGAAUGAUUGAUUGACAAAAGCUUCA